CCAGCCCAAGGCGGGGCUUUAGCCUAUAAAGGCCUCCUGCAAGCAGGGAGCCGGCCAGAGAACAGCUCUCCUCAGUGCCACUUCUGGCUAGCAAGUUCUCACUCUCUCUAGCCAUGGGCAAGAAAGUGGCCAUUAUCCUGGCUGGCUGCGGGGUCUACGAUGGGAGCGAAGUGCAUGAAUCUUCUGCCGUCAUGGUGCAUCUCAGCAGGGAAGGGGCACAGGUGGAGUUCUAUGCCCCAGAUAUUGAUCAAAUGCACGUGGUGCAUCACAUCAAGGGGCAGCCGACAGAGGAGAAGCGCAACGUGCUGGCGGAGAGUGCCAGGAUUGCCAGAGGCAACGUGAAAGACCUGGCCAUGAUGAAGGCGAAGGAACUGGAUGCUCUCAUCAUCCCAGGUGGCUUUGGAGUGGCCAAAAACCUCUGCACUUGGGCUGUGGAUGGGAAGAACUGCACCGUCUCCAAGCAUGUGGAGGACACCAUCAAGGCUUUCCACUCUGCCAAGAAACCGAUCGGCCUCUGUUGCAUCUCCCCAGUGCUGGCAGCCAAGAUCCUCCCAGGCUGCGAGGUCACGGUUGGGCACGACACGGAAUGCCAGACCUGGCCCUAUGCGAAGACGGCUGAGGCCCUGGAGGACCUGGGCUGCACACAUGUGAACAAGGAAGUCAGCGAGGUGCACGUGGAUGUCAAGAACAAGCUGGUGACCACGAGCGCUUUCAUGUGCAACGCGCCUGUCCAUGAAAUCUAUGAUGGCAUCGGGAAGAUGGUCAGAGAGGUGCUGAAGCUGGCCUGAGGACCAGAGGAGGUGGACAACAAGGACGAAGAAAAGCAGUGGGGUGCAAGGGCUGGGGGAGGUGGGCGUGUGUGCGUGCGUGCCCUGCCUCGGAUGCAGCGCAAACCCCAAACACAAUCCUCUGGGAACAUCUCUGUACAAGACCUGUGGAAAUGAAAGGGAGGGGCGGCUGGUGGGCCAGACUACUGCUGCCGCUUCCCUUUCGUAGGCCUUGGUGAAUCAGGAGGCCUUUUCAGAGGAUUGAGCUUGCAGAGAGCCGAGGGCGCCCACAAUGAAAAUGGCCCAUGCUUUACAUUAGCCUGGGAACAAGAGAUUAUUGCUCCCAGGGAGAAACCUGUGAAAUGUCACAAGUGGGGCAGCAGUUAUUUGGGGCAAUUUCCUUCCAUCACUCUUCCUCCCAAAUUUGCCUCCCUUCCCAAACUAACUUCUGGUAUACAGACUGGAGUGUGGGACACCCAUCAACCCCCUUCAGCUGCUUUCUCCCAGAUCAGGUCCCAUUUGAGGUCAGGCAGGGAAGAGUUCCUUUGUCUUUGAUGCACAGUCUUCUUGCAAUCCAGUUUCCCCUGCUGGUGACAAACAGAGUGUUCAGGAUCAUAACUAUAGACAGACAUCGCAUGGAGUGUGCAAGAGAUGAUGCUACCUCUCUGCUGGGGUGUCUCAUCUGGAUGAUUGCAACAGAUGAUGCAAAAUAAAGCUGAAAAUGAGUUAGUCUGGCUGUUGUGUGUGAUUGCUACUCAGCACAAACAGGAAUUUUAAAGGAUUCAUGGUCUGGAGGGUUGCAGAAGGGAUAACGCUUAAAUAGGGUUAGGCUGAUGUUGCGGAAUGCCUCUAAAUCUCACUUCUGCUGUUUGCUGAAGUCAGCCUUCGGUAGCAUGAGUGUACUGGCGGAGCUGAUGGAAGUUGUAGUCCAGUGCCACAUGGAGGGCACCAGGCUGGCGUUAAGAUCAAUGGCCCUACUGCGUGGAGUUUGUGCAAGGAAGAGCUAUAGGCUGCCUGGAGAGUAACAAGCAAAUAUUGCUUGCCCCCAGGGGAGAUGGCAGCCCUGAGUGGCUGGGGUAACUCAGGAGGUAGCAGGUUCCCCCGUGUUGCAGGUAUUUAAGCAAAGGCUGGAUGACCACCUCUCAGAUUCCUGGGCUGAGCAGAGGGCUGGACUAAAUGAUCUCCAAGGCCCUUUCCGACUCCAUUCUAUGAUAACACAGCCCCUCUCCUGCCAUAUUCUGUCAUUUCAACAAACACAAAAAAUAUAGGAGGGAAAGAGAUGACUGAACACAAAAAAUACCCACAAGCAAGCACCCUGAAAUCAUGUGAGGCCCUUUUAAUGUUCCUGUAGUGGAAUUACAUGCUAGGAAUAAAGAGCUAAAAACGGCAGCUGGCCUCCCCGCCCCCCCACCUGACAUGCAUCUGUAACAGCCUUGAAAUCCAACAGAGGCCCUGCCUGUGUCUUCAUCAUUUGUUGGCUGGAAGAAAACAAUGAGUUUCCCGGCACCAUUUACAGCUGCGAGCCAGAGCUUGGGAAAGCCAGGGUGCGGGAGAGAACGGGAAAUCCAGCUAGUGGCCGUGCCUCUUCAUGAUCAUCACAAACUCCUGCUCGUUCACUUCCCCAUCUCCAUCUAGAUCAGCUUCAUCAAUCAUUUCCUGCAGGGAAGAAAAGUGUCAAGAACCCAGUCUGG
Messenger RNA from Rhineura floridana, 2458 nucleotides. Its product is annotated as glutamine amidotransferase-like class 1 domain-containing protein 3, mitochondrial. The record is from RefSeq and is a predicted model, not a curated record. Bases 114 to 788 code for a protein of 224 amino acids. NCBI's taxonomy places the organism in Eukaryota, Metazoa, Chordata, Lepidosauria, Squamata, Rhineuridae. The transcript has 4 exons.